Drechmeria coniospora is the source of this 627-nucleotide messenger RNA. RefSeq names its product adenylyl-sulfate kinase. Bases 1 to 627 code for a protein of 208 amino acids. The record is from RefSeq and is a predicted model, not a curated record. Gene Ontology annotation, biological process: sulfate assimilation. The transcript has a single exon. Lineage: Eukaryota; Fungi; Ascomycota; Sordariomycetes; Hypocreales; Ophiocordycipitaceae. Gene Ontology annotation, molecular function: adenylylsulfate kinase activity; ATP binding.
AUGGGUCACAGAAACAUCACCUGGCACCCGUCACUCUCGCGUGACGAAAGAAACCGGCUUCGGGGCCAGCGCGGCCUGACACUCUGGCUUACGGGCCUCUCCGCAUCGGGCAAGUCGACAAUUGCCACGGCACUCGAGCAGCAUCUCCUUCACCUCGGUCGCGCCGCUUACCGCCUCGACGGUGACAACGUGCGAUUCGGCCUAAACAAGGACCUCGGUUUCUCCGAAAAGGAUCGCAACGAGAAUAUCCGCCGCAUCUCCGAGGUGGCCAAACUCUUCGCAGACGCCUCCACCAUCGCCAUCACCUCCUUCAUCUCCCCAUAUCGGGCAGACCGUGAUCUCGCCCGCGAGCUGCACGCCGCUACAAGCUCGGCCGGCGAGGAGCCGAUUCCUUUUGUCGAAAUCUAUGUCGACGUACCCCUCAAGGUUGCCGAGGAGCGCGAUCCAAAAGGUCUCUACAAGAAGGCCCGUGCUGGCGAGAUCAAGGAAUUCACAGGCAUAUCUGCCCCCUACGAGGAACCCACAAACCCAGACAUCACAAUCAAGACGCACCAGAACUCGGUUGAGGAGUGCGUCGCGCAGAUCACCCGAUGGUUAGUAGACAAGAGCUACUUGAAGCUGCCAUAG